CUGGUUCUCCAGCUACUCUUGGCCAACGAGCAGGUUUUCCGCAGCGGCAUCGCCCUGAAGGAGCUCUCUUCCACAUUUCGAGAUGCAGUAACACUUGUCCACAGGUUGGGCUAUCGAUAUAUAUGGAUCGACUCUCUGUGCAUCAUCCAGGACUCAGUAUCGAAGAAAGACUGGAAGCAGGAAGCGCAAACGAUGAAGCACGUCUACGGAAACUCAUUCUGCAACAUUUCGGCCAUCAGGUCUUCCCACGACGUAUCUUUUGGCCUCUUUGGAAAACGAUUCGUCCCGCCUCGCUCGUUUUACCCAUUUUCAGCGGACUUGGAAUUGCCGAAGGGCGACAAAAACCCCACUGGAAAAUGGAACUUCUGGCUUGACAGCCUUUGGAUCAACGAGAUGAACAAAGCACCCCUCACGGGUCGUGGCUGGGUCGUUCAAGAGAGGUUUCUCACACGAAGAAUCAUUCACUUUACCAAGAGUCAGAUAUACUGGGAGUGCCUCGAACAUUGCCGCUGCGAGGAGGACCCAAAGGACCAGUUCGGUCUACUUCAUCUCGGUUCUCACUCGGAAGUGGGACAACAGGCACGGGAGUACAAGGCUGCCCUGCGAAAAAUCAUCAGGGAAUCGGUUUCCGUCGAUGGAAGACGAACCCCCGUCUGGCAGACGAAUGAGCACUCUUGGCCCACACUGCGAGACUGCUGGAGGAUCAUGGUGUCUACCUACAGCCGCUGCGACCUCUCCUACGAGACUGACCGCCUCAUCGCCAUCUCUGGUGUUGCCAAAAAGUUCGAAGAGAUGUACGUCCACGACAGGUACUUCGACGGUAUUUGGAAAGAUGGACUUCACACAGACCUACUAUGGGAGUCUAAUGCAUCCCGAAGCGCGCGUGUAGUGCGCAACACGGCUUUCGCGCCUUCGUGGAGCUGGGCAUCUCUCCAUGACAAGAGCGUUACCGUCCCUGGCAAGAACGUGUCUGACCCUGACGAGAACGUGGCUACGCCUAAUGCCCAUCCGAAGUUCUGUGUGACCGUGCCCACAGCUCAUCAGAAAUUCGGUGGAGAGCCGAACUCAUGCAUCGAGUUCGUCGCCGUGCGUAUUAGGCCGGAGGGCGGUAGCGACGACGCGACGGCGCUGCUUCAAUCUUCGGAACUUGACAUUGACUGUUUCUUGCACCACUUCAAAAGAGACGCCAAGUCAAAGACGAUCGAGAUCUUUGAUGACGAGACCCUCUCGAAGAAGAUACCCAACAUGCAGAAAAUUGGAGAGGACAAGCUACGCCUCGACACGGAGGAGUUGGUACGGAGAUUCAACCAGGAUGAGGAUGUUACGGGCGUAUGCAUUCCAGUUCAAGAAGCGUCUGAGGGAUAUGGUCACCGGAAUGUGCGCUAUCUCCUCCUGGAACCUGAUUCUGAGUUGAGAUACAAGCGCUGGGGCACCGUGGUUGGCGGUGGUUUUGGCCUUAGAUGGGAUACGAGCAAGCGAACUCGCAUCACUCUAGUUUAA
Molecule: messenger RNA, 1500 nt
Organism: Colletotrichum karsti
Lineage: Eukaryota; Fungi; Ascomycota; Sordariomycetes; Glomerellales; Glomerellaceae
Exons: 1
Source: RefSeq, a predicted model, not a curated record